Messenger RNA from Sphaeramia orbicularis (orbiculate cardinalfish), 3835 nucleotides. It is a transcript of the gene uso1, whose product is annotated as USO1 vesicle transport factor. Gene Ontology annotation, molecular function: protein binding. Lineage: Eukaryota; Metazoa; Chordata; Actinopteri; Kurtiformes; Apogonidae. The record is from RefSeq and is a predicted model, not a curated record. Gene Ontology annotation, cellular component: cytoplasm; endoplasmic reticulum; Golgi stack. Gene Ontology annotation, biological process: vesicle fusion with Golgi apparatus; endoplasmic reticulum to Golgi vesicle-mediated transport; transcytosis.
GUCCAAGCAUAUAUUAGUUUCCGGGGUCGUCCAAGUGUACACAGUGCAAAACUCAGGAUUGUGUACCUAUUUUCUCAUCUUUAAAUAUACUUAUUCCACGAACUACACAAGGAGGGCUAAGUGUUUCUUUUAAAAGAGAUACUCUUUGAGUACGGCACCGAGAGGACAACAGGAAAUAUGAAUUUCUUCGGAUUUGGGAUGGGUGGGAAGGUACCCGGGCCGCAGCCGUCCGGAGCGGAGACGAUCCAGAAAUUGUGUGACCGGGUGGCCUCCUCAACACUCCUAGAUGACAGAAGAGAUGCUGUACGGGCUCUUAAGUCCCUCUCCAAGAAAUAUCGCAUGGAGGUUGGCACACAGGCGAUGGAUCACUUGAUUAAUAUAUUGCAAACUGACAGAUCUGACUCAGAAAUCCUUGGCUAUGCUUUGGACACGUUGUACAACAUAAUAUGCAAUGAUGAGGAGGAGGAACAAGAUGAAUCAGAAGAUGAGAACGCCCAGAAGCAGGCAGACGACCUGGGUGCCCAGUUUACAGACAAGUUCAUUGAGGAUCCUGAGCAUGUGACCCUUCUCCUCACUUUGUUAGAGGAGUUUGACUUCCAUGUGCGUUGGCCUGGAGUGAAACUGUUAACUGCUCUCUUGAAGAACCAGGGUCCUCAGGUCCAGGGUGUCAUUCUGGUUAGCCCCAUGGGAGUUUCUAGACUGAUGGAUCUGUUGGCAGACUCUAGAGAAGUGAUUCGAAAUGAUGGCUUGCUUUUGCUUCAACAACUGACCAAAGGCAAUGCUGCCAUUCAGAAAAUUGUGGCAUUUGAAAGUGCAUUUGAGCGUCUACUAGAUAUCAUCACAGAAGAGGGCAGCAGUGAUGGAGGUAUUGUGGUGGAGGACUGUCUGUUGCUGCUUCUCAACCUGCUUAAAAAUAACAGUUCCAACCAGAACUUCUUCAAGGAGGGCUCCUACAUCCAGAGGAUGAAGCCCUGGUUUGAAGUUGGUGAUGAUAACUCUGGUUGGUCUGCACAAAAAGUCACAAACCUCCACCUAAUGCUGCAGCUGGUACGAGUCAUGGUGUCUCCAGUGAACUCUCCUGGAGCUACAGCCAGCUGCCAGAAGUCCAUGUACCAGUGUGGCCUCCUGCAGCAGCUGUGUACCAUCCUCAUGGCCACUGGAGUACCAGCAGACAUCCUCACAGAGACUAUAAACACUGUAUCAGAGGUUAUCAGAGGCUCCCAGGUCAACCAGGACUACUUCGCCUCUGUCAAUGCUCCAUCAAACCCACCAAGACCAGCCAUCGUGGUGCUGCUCAUGUCCAUGGUAAAUGAGAGACAACCGUUUGUACUUCGUUGUGCAGUCCUCUACUGUUUCCAGUGUUUCCUUUACAAAAACGAGAAAGGACAGGGAGAGAUUGUGGCAACUCUGCUGCCAUCAACUAUUGACGCUAAUUCCAUCUCUGCGGGCCAGCUGCUAUGUGGGGGCCUGUUUUCAGCCGACUCUUUGUCCAACUGGUGUGCGGCUGUAGCUUUGGCUCACGCGCUUCAGGACAACCUCACCCAGAAGGAGCAGCUGCUCAGGGUUCAACUGGCCACCAGCCUCGGCAAACCACCAGUGUCCCUUCUGCAGCAGUGCACCAACAUCCUGUCCCAGGGAGAUAAGAUCACCAGGCGGGGCAGUAAAGUGCAGACCAGGGUGGGUCUCCUCAUGCUGCUGUGUACGUGGAUCAGCAACUGUCCCAUCGCAGUCACACACUUUCUACACAAUCGAAAUGUUCCCUUUCUGACAGCGCAGAUCUCAGAGAAUCUGGGAGAGGAUGAACGGCUGGUGCAGGGUUUGUGUGCACUGCUUCUUGGUAUCUGCAUUUAUUACAAUGACAACUCAUUGGAAAACUACACCAAAGAAAAACUAAAACAGCUGAUCGAGAAACGAAUUGGGAAGGAGAACUUUGUGGAGAAGCUGGGUUUUAUCACUAAACAUGAGCUGUACUCGCGGGCGGCACAGAAGCCACAGCCUGUGUUUCCAUCCCCAGAACAAAUGCUGUUUGAUCACGAGUUCACCAAACUGGUCAAAGAACUGGAGGGGGUAAUAACAAAAGCAGUUCACAAAUCCAGCGAAGAGGAGAAGAAGGAGGAGGAGGUGAAGAAAACGUUGGAACAGCACGACAACAUUGUAACUCAGUACAAAGAGUUAAUCAGAGAACAGGAUGCUCAGAUCCAGGAGCUGAAGGAGCAGGUUUCAUCCAUGACAUCUCAGAAUGAGCAGAUGCAGGCAACAGUGGCCCAGCAGUUGUCCCAGAUCCAGCAACACAAAGACCAGUACAACAUCCUCAAGCUGAAAUUAGGUAAGGAGAACCAGAGUCAGUCUAACAGCCAGGGAGACGCGUCUCAGGUGAACGGGCUGCAGACGGAGGAGCUGACACAGCUUCGAGAAGAGGUGGAGGAGCUCCGCCAGCAGCACACACUCCUUCAGACACAGCUCAGCGACAAAGACUCACUCAUCAACACUCUGAGGUCGGAGGCUUCACAGACGGCAGAGGGGACGUCAGGAGGAUCAGACAACACAGAACUACUUAAGGAGCUCGAGGCUCUGAGGACUCAGGUCCAGUCCCAGUCGGCAGAAAUCAGCCAGUUAAAGACAGAGAAACAAGAGCUGCUGAGGAGGGCUGAAGCUCCGGCCUCUGACACGUUGACUCCGAGCAGUGACGGAUCAUUAGAUGCUGCCAAGAUGAUGGAACUGGAGAGCAGACUCACAGCACAGACGUCUGAGAUAGAGAGACUAAAGGAGGAGGUGAGGAGCCUGUCGGGGGGCCGGACAGACCUGGAGCAGCAGCUGGCUUCGGCCACCAGCACAGUGGCCAUCCUGCAGACAGAGAAGACGAAGCUGCAGACGGAGGUUCAGGAGUCCAAGAAGGAGCAGGACGACCUGCUGAUGCUGCUGGCAGACCAGGACCAGAAGAUCCACAGCCUCAAACAGAAACUCAAAGACCUGGGAGAGACGGUUGAAGACGAAGACGACCUCGACGCCAGGGACCAAACAGACGACGACGACGAGGAGGACGAGGAUGAAGACGAGGAGUAGAGAAACACUGAAGGAGAAGAAACAUGUUCAUCUGACGGCAAGAGAAAAGACUUUGCCGAAUCACACCUGAGAAGCUGAAGAACGGGACAAAAGCGGUUUCUCGUUCAGGCUGCUUCGCUGUCUUCGUUUUCUUUAACCCCGUUCACAUCACAUGAUCCCGUUGGCUGUUCGGACAUGUUUUGUCAUCAGUGACAGUUAAAAGAUCUGAAGUUGUCAGUGCGUUCAUCUCUUUUCUGCAUCUUUUCCCACCAGUUUGUGAUGGAUUUUAGCAGUUCUGUGUUCAUCAUAAAUUUCUGUUCUCAUAGUUAUUAAAAGAAAGAGGUAAGAUUUAAGGAGGACUGAAAUGUAGCAAAAGUGAAUCAGCUCUAAACAGAUUUAAUAUAAUAGUCAUUUGAUCGUGUUGAAACAUGGUGGUGAGCUGCUGAGAGCAGCUUUUCCCAUGAUGCUCUGCUGCUCUCAGACAAACGAUCCACAGCCUUCACACCUCCAUCACUUUCAGUUCUGCAUGUUAAUGUACGUCAACACUCGGUUGUUUGAUUUCAUGAUUUCACGACCAAACUGCUCUUCAAAAUGCUGCAAAAACACUGACAGAAAAGAUGUAAAGACAAAAAAGAUAUUUUUGCAACUUUUUGUCCAGUACUGGCAUCCUGCUUCUGUAUGAUAUUGUGUAACUUAUCGAUUUAUGAGCCACAUCAAAAAGAAUAAAACUCUAUCGGUCUGUACACCUGUAUGGAGGAGUAAUUGUAGAUAAAUUAAAUUUUACUAAAUCCAC